Pocillopora damicornis (cauliflower coral) is the source of this 2514-nucleotide messenger RNA. RefSeq names its product solute carrier family 35 member F3. The record is from RefSeq and is a predicted model, not a curated record. NCBI's taxonomy places the organism in Eukaryota, Metazoa, Cnidaria, Anthozoa, Scleractinia, Pocilloporidae.
UGGGAACUAAAACUUUCUCCAUAAUUUGAUUUCAUACAAACGGGAUGUCGUCAAGAGACAAACUCAUGAAAGGAAAAACUCGCGUAUCAGGCUUUGUCCCUAGCGUGCAGUUCACGUGCAACAAACCUUUGAUCUCAUUAUUUACGUUCCCGUCAGGAAAAUCGCAGCCAAAUGCGGGACAAAUACUUGUGUUCCAAUUAAGAAUUUAACGAUCUCUUUUCAUAACUUAUUUUUUUCCACUUGUUGGUGUGAGAAGAGUUGAUCAUGCAAGGAAACGAAAACCAGUUCAAGACGUUUAGCGAAAAAUCAAAGUUAUUAUUCACACCUGGUAAUGACAACCAAACUGGAAGACGAACAAAUUUCUACGACGAAGAUGCAGGACCUCAGCAGAAAGUUUCAGAAGGAUUUCAUCUCGACACCAGGAAGAUGCUGAUUGGCGUUGCCAUAGUGAUUGGGAUCGCAUUUUCUUGGGUGGGGUCAACGCAAUUCGCUCAGAGCUCAUAUUCGCCGGAUUUUAAUGCGCCGUUCUUUGUCUCUUGGUUCUCGACCUCGUGGGUGCUUGUGGUUUUUCCUGUCUAUUUUUUGCGGGCACUACUCAGAGGAAAGAAGAUAACUCAGUUUUACAGAGAAAGUGAAAGAGUCUUUGGAAGCCAAGGCCUACACCUCAGCUCACUCCUCAAAUACGUGGGGCCAUUUUGUCUUCUUUGGGUGAUAGCCAAUUACUCUUAUGUGCGAGCCCUCGGGGUCCUUCGGGCAGCGGAUGUUAGUGCUCUGUUUUCGUCUUGCAAUGCUUUUGUUUAUGUGUUCUCCUUGAUUUGGCUGCAAGAAAGGCUCGGAAUUGUUCAGAUUUCAGCAGUUGUACUUUGUAUUGGAGGUAUAGUAAUGAUGGCUUAUGCAGAAGGAUUUGCAGGACCCAACGUUGUUGGUGUAAUACUGUCUGUAACUGCAGCAAUCGGAGCUGCUUUGUACAAGGUCUGGUUUAAAAGGAUCGUUGGAGACGCUACAUUAGGUCAAGUUUCCCUGUUCCUGUCCUGCCUCAGUUUACUCAGCACUGUACUUUUUUGGCCCUUGAUCGUCAUCUUUCAUUAUACACGUUGGGAGGAAUUCAAAUGGGAAGAUAUCCCCUGGAAAUAUCUUUGUGGAAAUGCAGUUCUGGGAAUGAUAUUCAACUUCCUGAUAAACUUUGGCAUCGCUUUUACGUACCCCUUGUUCAUCUCUCUUGGCACAGUUCUCGGUAUUCCUAUCAAUGCUGUGACAGAUUAUCUCUUUCGAGGAGCAGCGUUUGGCAGUUAUAAAAUAGUUGCUGCAUUUUCCAUCGUGAUUGGUUUUUUGUUUAUGCUGUUACCAAAAGAGUUCGAAGAAACUCUGCAGGAAACAUUUUGUUGUCGGAAGAGAGAGCGGAUCUUAAAUUGAGAUUGCGUUUGUUGUGUUAAACAACUUAUGAAGGAUCCUCUCCUAGGUUUCAAUAGGCCAUUUUCGAUAUAUUAAAAUUCAAACUUGGCCCUGAGGCUUGGUGGAAUUAACAAAAGAAAUCACAUUAAGGUUGAGGGAUGAAUAAUUAAUUCCUCUUGUUUUAUAUCCCCUAGCCUCGGAGCCAUGUUAGAAUUUUAAUAUAUCGGACAUGGCCUAUUGAGCGUCUCAAGUUUGGAAGGCCAAUGAAUGAUAUUUGGGUCUAUUGCUUCUUACACUUUCUUAGUUGCUAACUAAUCUUUUGACUUAUUCAAUCUUAUCAUAUAUCGCAAAACUUCCUGUAACUCCUCACAAAUCCCCUUGAGUGUCAUCGGAACAUUACACGAGGCUAAGAAGACCCGGUUAUGCCAGAAAUGUUCAUUGUGCAACGGCUGUCUUCAAACGAAAUGUGCUGAAAUAAACGCAUUAUUAAUUUUGUGUAUAAAUAUUUUAACCUUGGUUUUCGCCAGAUGCCCGAGAGUAAUUAAGCUUUAGCAGUUAGUCCAUAUCAGAAGCAUGUAACCUAUAAGCUUUAUGCUUCUGUCCAUCCUGAAGGAACAUUGAGCUGUACGGUUCGAUACACACACGGGAUCGGAGUGUUGUGGUCUCUUUAUUCAAGGACUGUUCACAGACAGACUUGUAGAAUUGAGAUUUAUAGUAAAAAGUAUUUUAUAAUAUGGACAACUCAAGGUAAUUUGGCAUUGUCAUCUGAGUUGAUAACGUGAAUUGGCCACCGUUAAGAGUUUCAAAGCUGACGUUUCUAGCGUUAGAUCUUCGUCAGGAACGUCAGCUUUGAAACUCUUAACGGUGGCCAAUUUACGUUAUCAACUCGAUUAAGAAGGAUUUAGUUUUAGAUUUAAAAAUCAUAAAAAUCCAUUCUGGUUUAGGACAGGAUUUUAGAGAAAAGCAGUGCACAAAGUAAUUUUAGAUACUUUUACAUACCACUUUUUCUUUUUUUUUUCUUUUCUUUUAACGGUUGACAAAUAUUUGUGAAUAUUUGAGUUCAGAUGCUUAUUAUUGCCCACUCAAAAAAAAGUUCUUUAAUAUUAAAACCGCUUAGUUCUA